GGGCUAGGGAAAUGAGAAAACUGGGCUUUUGAGAAGGAAAAUCUCUCCCCUCAACUAUUUACCCUGACGUCAGUUUGCACAAGUAGCAGUGGGCCGUCUCGCGGCGUGUGAUCCGAAACUGCGCGUCUGUGUCACUGUCAACCAGUGGGGGAAUAGAUGAGCUCCAACUCUCCGAAAGUUCCCUGGGUGAAUGUCACGGGACCAAUUGAAAACGAUCUCUUUGGCGCAUUUGAAAGUGGACUAAAGAAACUGUUUGACGAUGAACACCUGCGCCUUUUUGUUGCUUCUCACCGUGCAGAUCUACGCCGAUGGCAUCGAGGGGCCGACAGCUGCCGGCUGCACAUUUGAAGAAGAUUCAGAUCUCAGCCUAUGUGACUUCACACAGGCUGAAGAAGAUGACUUUGAUUGGCAGCUGUUUCGGACACACAAUUCUCCAUACGCUGGCUCGGACCUUUUGCGCGGAUCCUACAUGUUGAUCAACUCUUCGCAGCAUGUAGCGGGACAUUGCGCUCAGCUGCUGCUGCAGAGUUUGAGUGAGAACGACACACACUGUGUCCAGUUCAGCUACUUCCUGUAUAGCCGCGAUGGCCACAGUCCAGGGACCCUGAAGGCGUACGUGCGUGUCAACGGCGGUCCGUUGGGCAACCCGGUGUGGAACACGUCGGGAUCUCACGGGAAGCAGUGGCAUCAGAUGGAGCUGGCUGUCAGUACCUUCUGGCCAAAUGAAUAUCAGGUACUGAUCGAGGCUACUGUUUCCACGGAGCGACAGGGGUACAUUGCUAUCGAUGACAUCAUGGUGCUCAACUAUCCAUGCUAUAAGGCCCCACAUUUCUCUAGGCUUGGAGACGAGGAGGUGAAUGCUGCACAAAAUGCAACUUUCCAGUGUGUGGCUGCUGGAAAGGCUUCAGAAGCUGAGAAAUUCCUACUGGAGAGACACAAUGGGGAGAUUUUAACCAGUGCGUCGGUCAAGCACCUGAGUCACCGGCGUUUUGUGGUAUCGUUCCAGCUGGACAGCGUCCAGAGGUCAGAUCAAGACCUUUACCGCUGCAUCACGCAGUCCUCCAGGGGAUCAGGGGUCUCGAACUUUGCUGAACUCAUUGUCAAAGUGCCACCUUCCCCUAUCGCACCACCUCAGCUGCUGCGUGCUGGCUCCACUUAUCUAAUCAUCCAGCUCAACACCAAUUCUAUCCUUGGAGAUGGGCCCAUUAUUAGGAAAGAGAUUGAGUAUCGUGCCAGCCAGUCUCCAUGGUCUGAGGUGCAUGGAGUCAACAUGGUUACCUACAAGUUGUGGCACCUGGAUCCGGACACAGAAUACCACAUCAGUGUGCUGCUGACUCGGCCGGGAGAAGGAGGCACGGGCCCCCCCGGACCUCCGCUCGUAAGCAGGACCAAGUGUGCGGAGCCCAUGCGUGCACUACGGGGCCUGACAGCCACAGACAUCCAGCCCAGGCAGUUGUCCUUGCUGUGGGAGAACUUGGCGUUCAACGUGACACGCUGCCACACCUACUCAGUGUCCCUGUGCUACCGCUACACCACGGCGGGAGGCGGCGGUGGCCACAACACCACCGUGCGUGAAUGCUUGGCCGUGGAGCACAACGCCUCACGCUUCACGCUGCGUGAUCUGCCGCCCUACCACGGCAUCCAUGUCCGUCUGUCACUGGCCAACCCUGAGGGCAAGAAAGAGGGCAGAGAGGUCACUUUCCAGACUGAGGAAGACAUCCCAGGAGGCAUAGCACCAGAGUCGCUCACCUUCACCCCACUGGAUGACAUGAUCUUCCUGAAGUGGGAGGAGCCGCUUGAGCCCAAUGGCCUUAUUACCCAAUAUGAGAUCAGUUACCAGAGCAUCGAGUCAUCUGAUCCUGGCAUCAACGUCCCAGGACCAAGAAGAACUGUAUCCAAGCUGAAAAACGAGACCUAUCACAUGUUCUCCAAUCUUCACCCAGGAACAACCUACUUGAUCUCUGUGCGAGCCCGUACAGGGAAAGGCUUUGGCCAGACAGCCCUCACUGAAAUCACCACUAACAUCUCGGCGCCGACAUUCGAUUAUGGAGACAUACCAUCCCCCCUGAGUGAGACUGAGAACACAAUAACUGUCGUGCUGCGCCCUGCUCAAGGUAGAGGUGCACCUGUCAGCACAUACCAGGUGGUGGUCGAGGAAGAGACUGUGAAAAAAGUGAAGAGGGAGCUUGGGCUUCAAGAGUGUUUCCCUCUGCCGAUGUCGCAUGGUGAGGCCUUGGCCCGCGGCACUCCGCACUACUACACCGCUGAGCUGCCUCCCAGCAGCCUGCCGGAGGCCAGUCCCUUCACUGUGGGAGACAAUCAUACUUACAACGGCUAUUGGAACACCCCUUUGGACCCACGCAAAAGCUACCUUGUCUACUUCCAGGCUAUGAGCAACUUCAGAGGGGAAUCAAGAAUAAACUGCAUCCGCAUAGCUCGCAAAGCUGCCUGCAAGGAUCACCGCAAGGCUUUGGAGGUGUCCCAGAACUCGGAAGAGAUGGGGCUGAUUCUGGGCGUUUGUGUCGGAGGCCUGGUGGUCCUCAUUCUCCUGCUGGGUGCUGUCAUCGUUGUCAUUAAGAAAGGAAGGAACUACUACUCUUAUUAUCCGAAACCCGUGAACAUGAAUAAGACCCCCAUUACUUAUCGCCAGGAGAAGAGCCACAUGGGCUCCAUGGAGCGCAGUUUUACCGACCAGAGCACCCUGCAGGAGGAUGAGAGGAUGGCCCUCUCCUUCAUGGAUGCACACACAUGUGGAACACGAAGUGAUCCGCGCACUUCGGUCAACGAGGCCAGCAGUCUCCUCGGAGGCUCCCCGAGGCACCCGUGCGGACGCAAGGGCUCUCCCUACCACACGGGACAGCUGCACCCCGCCGUGCGAGUGGCCGACCUGCUCCAGCACAUCAACCAGAUGAAGACAGCCGAGGGCUAUGGCUUUAAACAGGAAUAUGAGAGCUUCUUUGAUGGCUGGGACUGCACAAAGAAGAAAGAAAAAACCAAAGGGAGGCAUGAUACCUUAUUGGGAUAUGAUCGCCACAGAGUCAAGCUCAACCCUCUCUUGGGAGACCCCAAUUCCGACUAUAUCAACGCCAACUACAUUGAUAUUCGGAUUAACAGGGAAGGCUACCAUCGAUCCAACCAUUUCAUCGCCUCUCAGGGACCCAAACAGGAGACACUCUAUGAUUUCUGGAGAAUGGUGUGGCAGGAAAAUUGUUUCAGCAUCGUCAUGAUCACUAAACUGGUGGAAGUGGGCAGGGUGAAAUGCUGUAAAUACUGGCCUGAUGACAGCGAGAUGUACGGUGACAUCCAAAUCACUCUGCUGAAAACGGAGACGCUUGCCGAAUACACAGUCCGCACUUUUGCCUUGGAGAGGAGAGGAUACUCAACCAAGCAUGAGGUCCGUCAGUUUCACUUCACAUCCUGGCCUGAGCAUGGGGUGCCCUAUCACGCCACUGGUUUGCUCGCCUUUAUACGAAGGGUGAAAGCCUCUACGCCUCCUGACGCCGGGCCUGUGGUGGUCCACUGCAGUGUGGGGGCAGGCCGCACAGGCUGCUACAUUGUGCUGGAUGUCAUGUUGGACAUGGCCGAGUGUGAAGGUGUGGUGGACAUCUACAACUGUGUGAAAACCCUCUGCUCACGGCGCAUCAACAUGAUCCAGACAGAGGAACAGUAUAUAUUCAUCCAUGAUGCCAUUUUGGAGGCUUGCUUGUGUGGCGAGACGCCCAUUCUGGUGAACGAGUUCUCGGUUGCCUACAGAGAGUUACUGAGAGUGGAUUCCCAGAGUAAUUCCUCGCCGCUACGUGAGGAAUUUCAGACACUAAACUCCGUGACUCCGCACCUGGAUGUAGAAGAGUGCAGCAUCGCCCUGUUGCCCAGAAACCGAGAGAAGAACCGCAGCAUGGACGUUCUCCCACCUGAUCGCGCCCUGGCCUUCCUCGUGACAACAGAGGGGGAGAGCAACAAUUACAUCAACGCCGCCCUGGCCGACAGCUUCCACCAACAAGCUGCCUUUAUCGUCACCCCGCACCCUCUGCCCGGCACCACGGCCGACUUCUGGAGGCUGGUCUUUGACUACGGCUGCACAGCCGUGGUCAUGCUCAACCAACUGAAUCAGUCCAACUCCGCCUGGCCAUGUGUCCAGUACUGGCCAGAGCCUGGUCUACAGCAGUAUGGGCCCAUGGAGGUGGAGUUUCUCUCCAUGUCAGCUGAUGAAGAUGUCAUUACUCGCCUCUUUCGGGUCAAGAACGUCACAAGGUUGCAAGAGGGCCAACUGGUGGUGUGCCAGUUCCAAUUCCUUCGCUGGUCACCAUAUCGGGACGUUCCCGACUCCAAGAAGGCUUUCCUCAACCUGCUGGCUCAAGUUCACAAGUGGCAAAGAGAGUGCGGAGAAGGCCGCGUCGUGGUCCACUGCCUUAAUGGUGGCGGUCGCAGCGGGACCUUCUGUGCCUGCAACAUUCUCCUGGAGAUGAUUCAGUACCAGAACAUGGUGGACAUCUUCUAUGCAGUCAAAACAUUACGCAACUGCAAACCCAACAUGGUGGAAUCCCUGGACCAGUAUCGAUUCUGCUAUGACCUCAUUCUGGAGUACUUGGACUGCUUUGAGGGGAGAUAGCAACUAAAUGCAGAACAAGUAAUUCCACGUUCUUGAUUUAAGGUGGUAGGGAGGCUUCUCUACGUCACCGCUUGGACCUGUGCUGAAGAAAGAACUUAAAACGAACAUGAUUGGGAAAAUUAAUGUGGUUCACAAUUUUAACCUUUAAUGUACAGCUGUGAUUUUUUUUUUCCUUGUGGUGAUGUUUUACCUUUUUUAAUACUUUUGUGCUUUCGCCUCUGUACUUAUAAGCUCUGUUGUGCCAAGGCUUUCUGUAGCCCCCCAAAAAGAACCCCUCCCACCGAAUGACAAAGUUGACCCGUGUUUUGUGAAGUGGGGUCACCUUGGCCGUGGUUCAUUAUUUCAUUCAACCGCAAUUCUCGAGUUACAACAGCGCUAUCGCCACAUGGACAAUUUCUUUUCUCUCCAAGAGCGAUACUCUACUGUAGAUACACAACAGCAGUUCACAGCGCUUGUGGCAUGAAUUAACUAGCAUACCAUAAACUGCCUUAUUCUCUGACAAAAAGACACCAUAAGACCAAGAGAUUUUCCAAUAGAGCCAUGACUUCUAUUUUGCCGUCUAACGAUGGCCACACAGAUGAUCUUUUCUUUCAACUCAUUACUGUUGCAGUGCCAAACCUUAUGACUGACUUGAAUACUCUCUUGACUUUUUUUUCCUGCUUUAUCUUGAUAUAUAUACCUACAUUCAGUAUGUACUUCACUCUGUGAUUGUAUCUCAUAUCCAGUGGGAAAGAAAAAAAGUACUAUAAAAAGUGGUUUUACCAACUAUAGCUAUUGGAUGAAAAAAAGAAGUACUUUAAUUAUUUGGUAACAUUUGUCAGGCCUCUCUGCAUUGGGGUGUACUGUUGAAGCAUUUCGGCAAAGGUGGGAUGAAAGAUGAUUGUUGUUCAUUGUGGCUUAAAAUGACAACUACAAAUAAUGAGAAAAAUGUGAGUCAAACUUGACAAGAAUCUGCUCUAUUUGGGGGGGGAAAGACACGUCUGGCAUCCUGUACAUAUUGCAAAAACUUUAAAAGUUGCUGAGGGGCAUUAUACUUUCCGUUUAGGUUCCAUGCAUUGCUGAGAGCAAAAACAGAAAUCAACUAUAUCGUGAAUUCACAUUUCCAGCAUAGUAAAACUGUUUCGAGUUUUAGUGAUAACACACACUUUUCUGGUCAAGUGAUGUUGAAUAUGAGUCAUCGUUAUUAUUUAGGCAUAAAAAUGCAAAGCAUUUUUUGGUCACCAGAAAAAAAAUACAAAAUAAAUAUAAUUGGAAUGUCACAUGUGAGCCUCAUUGGCAUCACCAGUAACUUUAUACGAAUGGGAUUAGAACAGUGGAAAAGUCAGUGGUAGAUGUUGUCUGAAACAUAAAGGAAGGAGGGGGAAAAAAACACAAAUGCACGGCGAGGGAAUUAUUCUCAGUUUUCCUCGUAUUUUCCUCCAAAAGCAGGAAAAUGUUAUCUGUGAGCAGCCAUUAUCAUCCAUCAUUCCCCUUUUAAAAUGCUCUCGCUAGCGUAUCGCCUGAAACAGCAUAAAGAGCAGCUUUUUUUCCCGGACGUGCCCUAAUAAACCCCUGAAAGCCACAGAAGCUGACAAAUGGCAGCCCGGUGAACAUUUUGCAGCCGCAUGGAAGAAAAAUAAUGUGCACUUCUUGCACUCACAGAAUGACUACGGAAGGUGAAUGAGGUAGCUACUGUUUAACCAGUGAUCAAAACGUACUGUACACAAUCACUGGAUUAAAGCAGCAAGUGCCUGAAUACUUUUUUGUGGCGGGUGGAGAGAAUGUGUAUAUACAGCUGUACAUUGUCAUGUGUAUACUUUGUGAAUAGUAGUCCUACGUCUGCCCGAUCGUGACUCCUCCAUCAAGUUGAAUGUCCUGUAAAUGACUUUUGAUUUUUGUUCAUAGUUAAUCUGCAGUUUUAACAACCAUGCCCAUUUGAGUGCAGCAUGUUUGACUCCGUGAUCAUUUCAAAAAGGACCCAUGCCACCACCCCGCUGUGCUUUUCAGCAGCUCUCCCGCCAUGUGAGUGCACUGUACUUUUUUGUCAUUCCAAAGCUUUUAAUGAUAACUGCGCUCUGACUGCCAUGAGAGUUCUGUUGAUUUCACCUGUUUUCUGUAUGAACCAAUGAUACAUGACUACUGUGUUUCUGAGCAUUGUGUUUGUGAAGAAACGUGUGUAUUUACAUAAUGGGAUGGAGAAGGAAGUUAAACAAUUAAAGAACAAGAUGGGGAAAAA
Hippocampus zosterae (dwarf seahorse) is the source of this 6824-nucleotide messenger RNA. It is a transcript of the gene ptprub, whose product is annotated as protein tyrosine phosphatase receptor type Ub. Gene Ontology annotation, molecular function: protein tyrosine phosphatase activity; protein binding. Bases 260 to 4609 code for a protein of 1449 amino acids. Gene Ontology annotation, cellular component: membrane. Lineage: Eukaryota; Metazoa; Chordata; Actinopteri; Syngnathiformes; Syngnathidae. The transcript has 31 exons. The record is from RefSeq and is a predicted model, not a curated record. Gene Ontology annotation, biological process: protein dephosphorylation.